CAUGUUUGACAGUAAAACGACAUCGUUUCAUAUUUUCUCUGAUUAACAUGUUCGUUCUAAUUAAACCCUCAAUGGACAUUUGCAGAAGGCCAAAUGUAAAACCCCUGUAAAUUCUAGCUGUUUGUUCGAUUACGGUUGCCCUAAAUCUUAUUUCCGAACACUAAUUGCUAUGCGCCACCUGCUCACCGUCGUCCGCCGUCCCCUCCUCCGGCACCGCUUCAUCAUCCAAUGCGCCGAUUACAAGGCCCAGAGGCCCCAGCCACCUCCCGCCCCGCCGUCGCCGCCGAAACCCCCGAAGAAGCCGGUGAGUUUCUCCCUGCACGGGGAGUCCUGGGAAGACGAGUACAACUGGAUGUCGCAGCUGAAUGACAAGGUGGCGAUGCGGCACAUGGACGUGUACAUGGAGCAGGAGGAGAAGUACACUGAGGCUGUGAUGUCCGACACCGACCGCCUCCAGUCCAAGCUCCAAUCGGAGAUUGCCUCCCGCCUCGCCGCCGAACUCGCCACCCCUCCCCUCCGCUGGGGUCCUUGGUUAUACUAUAGGCGAGUUGAAGAAGGCAAGCAAUAUACAGUAUUAUGUCGGAGAUUAGCAAAGUUAAAUGAAGAGUUUAUUUCCAAUAAAUCUCCGUCAUCUGGUUUUGAUUUCACAUCAGGAAAGAAAAUCGAGCAAAAGCUGCUCGAUUACAAUCAAGAAGCUGAAAGAUUUGGAGGUUACGCUUAUGAAGAACUAUCAGAAGUUUCACCUGAUCACCGAUAUCUUGCGUACACUAUGUACGACAAGGAUAAUGAUUACUUCAAAUUAUCUGUUCGAGACUUGAAUUUUGGGUCCCUUUGUAGUAAGCCCCAAGCCGACCGGGUAUCCAAUAUAGCUUGGGCUAAAGAUGGGCAGGCACUACUUUACGUAGUCACAGAUAAUAAAAAGAGGCCCUUUAGGAUCUAUUGUAGCAUGAUUGGUUCAAAUGACGAGGAUGUAUUGAUUUUGGAGGAACCUCAAGAAAAUGUUCAUCUGAGUGUAAGACAUACUAAAGACUUCCAGUAUUUGACCGUAAACGUAUUUUCAACUCAAUCAUCGAAGGUCUAUCUAAUAAAUGCAGCCGAUCCAUUAUCCGGACUGACUCUUGUCUGGGAAUGUGAGCCGAACACACAUUGCAUUGUUGAGCAUCAUCAAGGAUACCUCUACCUGUUUACCGAUGCCGCUAUGCAGGGUCAACCUGUUGAUCACCAUUACCUUUUACGUAGUCCUGUUACUUCUUCGUGUAGUCCAAGGAAUUGGGAGAAUGUUUUUGCUAAUGACCAACUGUUGACUAUUGAAGAUGUUGACUUUUGUCACUCACAUUUGCUACUUACUGUAAAGGACAGAGGGAAAUACGGACUGUACUCUGUUUCUUUACCUCUAAGUAAUGACAAGGUAGGAGCUCAUCUUAAAGAGUUCAAUCUGCAGAAAUUGCCUCUUCCAGAUCAUGUAUCCCAAAUAUUUCCAGGACCAAAUUAUGACUUCAAUUCUUCGACCAUGCGCUUUACAAUAACAUCACCUGUGAUGCCUGAUGCAGUAGUUGACUAUGAUUUACUGAGUGGACAGUGGACUAUUGUCCAACAGCAAAAUCUGCUCUAUGAAAGAACGCGGGUUUUGUAUGGAUCAGCCUCUUCUACAAGCAAUAGUCGGAUACCCAAUAACCUAUCCGAAAAUAGUGCUGCAGACGAAAGCACAUGGAACGAUCUCUCUGAAUACUAUGCCUGUGAAGAAUAUGAGGUCCCUUCGUAUGAUGGGGCUCUGAUUCCUCUCACCAUACUAUAUUCUCGACAUAGGAAAACAAAUGGUGAAAAUCCUGGCUUACUGCAUGGGCAUGGUGCUUAUGGUGAAGUACUCGACAAAAGGUGGCGAAAUGAGAUGAAAAGCCUUCUUGAUCGUGGUUGGGUGAUUGCUUAUGCUGAUGUCAGGGGUGGAGGUGGUGGCGGUAGAAAAUGGCACCAUGAUGGAAGGAGAACGAAGAAACUUAACUCUGUGAAGGAUUACAUAUCUUGUGCUAAGUUUCUUAUCGAAAGAGAGGUUGUGGAAGAAACUAAAUUGGCUGGCUGUGGAUAUAGUGCUGGAGGGUUUUUAGUUGCUUCAGCUAUCAAUUAUUGUCCCGAUUUAUUUCGAGCUGCGGUUUUGAAGGUUCCGUUUUUAGAUCCAACACACACUCUUCUGCUACCUAUUUUACCAUUAACACCCGAUGACUACGAGGAGUUUGGAUACCCUGGAGAUAUAGAAGAUUUUCGGUCUAUACGUGAAUGUUCUCCCUAUGACAAUAUCCAGAAAGACGCACUUUACCCUGCCAUUCUGGUGACAUCAUCUUUUAAUACGAGAUUCGGGGUCUGGGAAGCAGCAAAAUGGGUCGCUCGAGUGAGGGAAUAUUCUAUCUACGAUCCUAGUCGUCCAGUAAUUCUUAAUUUAACAACAGACAUAGUUGAGGAAAACAGAUAUUUGCAAUCCAAGGAGGCAGCGAUGGAAACUGCUUUUCUCAUCAAGAUGGUCGAUUCUUAAACCAUGAAUAAGAAGGUGAAUCAAUUAUACUGCCGUAAUUAGGUAACUUAUUUUCUGAGCUGCUUUUACCAGAUUCAACUUUUUGGAUGAAACCCGAAAAGGGCUCUCGGUUUUUUGAUUGAGAAAAAAGAUAAUAUUAAUAAAAAGGUGUUAUCUUUUGUACGUAAAACGAGCAAUUGCUCAUCUACGAGUAUGUAAAAGGUGAUGGGCAAUCAUAUUUGUUCUCGCUUUACAAUUCAUUAUUCCACAAGUAUUGCCUCUGUAUGUAUAUAUAUAAUGCUUAUUUUCCUGCCAAAACUUAAGAAUUAAUUUGUCAAAUGCACAAACCUUCUUUAUGCUUU
Molecule: messenger RNA, 2865 nt
Organism: Erythranthe guttata (spotted monkey flower)
Lineage: Eukaryota; Viridiplantae; Streptophyta; Magnoliopsida; Lamiales; Phrymaceae
Product: Prolyl oligopeptidase family protein
Biological process (GO): proteolysis
Molecular function (GO): serine-type endopeptidase activity
Source: RefSeq, a predicted model, not a curated record